GUCCCCACACCCCGUGUACACCCCCAGAGCUGAUGGGGUCCCCUGGCCGUGUGUUCCAGGCUGGUUUGGGGCCAUGGCACAGCUGGAGCUCUGGGCAGCCGCGGCGCUGAUGCUUCUGGGGGUGGCCGUCAGCCUCUGCAUCAGGUGCCAGCUGUCCCCAGCUACCAAACGGGAGACACAGCUGAAUGAGCAGAGGAGCCAGCUCGAAAGCCAGCAGAGAUUUGAGGUGGUUCGAUCCCAUACCAUUGCAACCCGAAGGCUGGAAAGUACUAAGGAACCUGAAAGCUUAUCAAUAGCAAGGAAAGCCACUGAAGAGCUCAGUGCCUCCCAUCACAGUGAUUAUGGGAGCAGGGAUGAGUCCAGGUACCAGAAUUUCCUGACAGAGAGCUGCCUGCAAGAAGAGAAUGACUAUGUGGAGCCCAUCUCUCUGGAUCACUACUACAACUGCACCCUGCUCUUCCAGCCACCCUGUGGUACUUCUCCAGGCAAGCAAGAGAAAGAUGAUGAUUCCUAUUCCUAUGAAAAUGUCACUAUUGGAGCAUCUCGGGGCUCUGAUCCAGAUGACACUGUAGACUACGAGAACAGCAUGGCAAUAAAAACAUGGAAACUGCAGCAAGGACAAGCCUCGCUGACAGAAAGCCUGGAUGAUGAGCCAGACUACAUCAACACAUGUCCUGUGUCACACCCUGCCCUGCUGUCAGAGCAAAGGUAGAAGCAAGAGUAAAUGUAUUCUGCAUAAAGUCUGAAGAAAUCUUUUGCUGAGCUGUAAGAGUGCACCCAGUGAACAUGCACACAGGGAGAGGGGAAGAGUUCCACCCCUCAGUGAAAUCUCUUCUCCAAACUGUUCCUGCAAUGAUGUAGAAGGGGUGUUACUGAAAGGAAGAAAUGCACUGCUUGAAGCCCUACAGAAGUCCAACUGAAAACCAGCAACUGGAGAAAGCACUCUGCCCCCAGCGACCACGGGCAAGCCCCAGGCUCCUCAUCCCAAUCUCAUUUCCCUGCAUGUCCACUCCAAGAUGGCCAGGCUGGGCAAUGCUUUCUCCUGACAGCCAUGAAAUGAGUCCUUAACUUGCUGAGCAGUAAUGCACACAGCUACUUAAUUUGUCAGGGUGACUCAUGCACGGUGGUAUUAAGCCAUAGGGAUUACGUUCUGGUUUAGUUCCUGUGCUCUCCUAUAGGAGCAGUUUCCUAUGUGAGAGGAACUGGCAAGGCAGAGGUGUUUAUAACAGCAGUGGCUGUCUGGAGCUGAAUGAGAUUCCAACCUGUUCACAAAAGCUAAAGAGGAUUAAAUGCCUGCCUUAUCCAUGGCUUGUAAUUCACAGUGCUGGUCUAUGGCAGUUUUCCUCAUGUUUCAGUAUCUGUUUUAUAAUGACACAAAGAAUCAGCAGCAACUGUGAGUCAGAUCCACAGACACCAGCCUCAGAAACUGAACCAGUCCCUCAAUAUGACUGUUGGAACAUCAUCCCAGGAACAGAAUCCCUAUCUCCUGAGCCCUGAUGCACAGAUCUGGCACUUCUGGAACACUUAUUUAUUAAAACUGAAAGCUUCCAAAGACAAUGAGGUGUUUUGCUAUGGUUUGCAAUACAGAUGUCUGCAUGCUCAGGUGACACAGAAAUGGGAGGACAUGAGGUUACAUGGAAUGAUGUGCAGGAUCUUAUGGGGAGAAAAUGCAUUAAAAGCCUUCUUCCUCAAAUUCAGAUCAGAAAACUGUUUCAGGAAAGAACACAGCCCACACUCAUGGUGAGUGAGCAGGGAAGGGGAGCUCAGGGUUAGAGAGACAUGGAGAGAGAGAAGGGAUGUCAGGUGCUUCCUGCCGCAAAUGACUAAUUUUAGCAGAAUCACCAAGACAAACCACAGGUGCCCACCCUUGGAGUAGCUGAAACAGUGGGUGGGUUGGAGUCUGGCUCAGAAGGUUUGCUAGUGGUUCCUACAAAUGCUACAAGUUUCCACAGGACUUUUACAACAGAGAAAAUCUAGUGCCCUUCAGGGAUGCACACAGACAGGGAGCUACAGCCUGGUUUUCUGCUCACCCCAGCCCAGCUUCUCUUCACACCCUAAGGUUUCCUUAUGUUCAAAUGCUCUGCAAAAAGUCUGCACAGGUGCAUGGCAGCAGAGUCCCCGUGAGGCAGAAGCACACACAGUGCUGUCUCUGCACAGGCUCCCAGGCAGGCAAGGGCUGCUUUUGUCACUGAAAUUUUUGUGCCUGUACCUCCCAGGGCUAUGAGACCCUUGGGAUUCAUCCUCAGCACCUGAAGAAGCUCCCACUUUCCAUCAAGUGCUGCAGAUUGUGGAUUGUUCACUGCAAGGGUGAGCUCGUUCUGAGUGGUGUCUGGUGAUGUUAUCCA
Molecule: messenger RNA, 2345 nt
Organism: Sturnus vulgaris (Common starling)
Lineage: Eukaryota; Metazoa; Chordata; Aves; Passeriformes; Sturnidae
Source: RefSeq, a predicted model, not a curated record